Rubroshorea leprosula is the source of this 1348-nucleotide messenger RNA. The record is from the annotation of a GenBank genome assembly. Lineage: Eukaryota; Viridiplantae; Streptophyta; Magnoliopsida; Malvales; Dipterocarpaceae.
AUUCAGAAGGUAAACUCCCAACACCAAUGGCAAGCCACUUGCAUUCCUUUUUCCCCUCUUCACCUUUCAUCAUUUUAGCUUUGGUUCUAGCUUUUGUUCCUGCAUUUGUUCAUGCGUUAACCCUAGAAUCUGACAUUGAAACUCUUCGAGCCCUGAUACAAUCUCUUGAUCCCAACUCAUUUCCCUCCACUUCCUACCUCAGGACUUGGGAUUUCAAUACCGAUCCCUGUGAAACUAGUGUGGGAUUUCUGGGAAUUUUAUGCAGCGUCACUGCAAACACCUCAGCAAGCCGAAUCAUAGCAAUUGAGCUUGAUGGUGUGGGCUAUGAAGGGUAUCUAACGCCAGCAAUUGGAAACCUGACUGAGCUCACUGCCCUUGAUCUUAGCAAUAAUAGAUUCCGGGGACCAUUACCCAACACUAUAGCCAACCUAGAGAAGCUCAGCAAGCUAAAUCUGUCUGGAAAUUACUUCACCGGCGGGAUCCCUAGUGAUAUAACCAAUAUCAAGACGCUGGAGUUGAUAGACCUGUCAACAAACCACCUCUCCGGUUCAAUACCUGCCGAUCUGUCUGUGAUACGGAGAUUGUUGUACCUAAGCUUGUCCAACAACCAGUUUUCGGGAAGAAUUCCUAACCUGAGUGGUCUAUGGCGGCUGCGUACAUUAAUGCUUGACCACAACGUGCUCUAUGGAAACAUUCCACAGCUUCCUAUAAGCCUGAGAACCCUGUCCCUGGCGAACAACCUUAUUUCAGGACAUAUUACUCCAGUGGAAAGAAUCACAGAACUAAGAAUCCUGGAUCUGAACAAUAACAGGCUUUCAGGAGAAAUUAAAGAGGAAAUCCUUACCUUGCCUCAACUGCGGGAACUUGAUGCUCAGGGGAACCUUCUGCAUGGCCAUUUGCCUGUCAGAUUGGUCACCUAUGAAAAUUUAAGGACAAUCAAUCUAGCCCAAAAUCGGUUCACUGGUAGUAUCCCCAGUGAAUAUGGAGCAAAACUGGGGCGACCCUGGAGAAGGUUGUUCUUGGACAACAACUUCCUGACAGGAAGUAUUCCUCAAGAGUUUUACAAGGUGAAGAUUAGGGGCAGUCUUGCAAUGAACUGCCUGAAGUGUCCAACUAGUAUCGAGUUGUGCCAUGGAGGGCAACAGCCAGCUUCAGAUUGCGCUGCAGCCAAUAACAGCCAGUGAUGGUUGGAGAUUAUUUACCGAUUUCACAUGAGCCUGUACCUAUUUAAGAAAAUGGAAAAUAGAGAAUUCCUGGAGUUCAAUAGGAUCAUACCUCCAUGUUAGAUUUUACAUUAUUUUCUUGCAACAAAGCACCAGGAGCGUUUGAAGAAAGUUUUUUGUUACCA